AAAAAAAAACAAAUAAAAAAUGGCGGACAAAUAAACUUCGAACUCAAAAGUCAAAAUAUUGUUGCAAUCAUAAUUUUUUUAAAAUACUAAAUGAAUUUAAAAUAGCUAUGUUUUAUAAUAUUAAGAUAUAAAAAUGUCCGAAGUUGUAUGUAAGUUGGAAGACGAUUUGUGUCGUUGUUGUCACAGUGAAGGGGCAUACAAGAACCUCACCGGAGUUUACAAUUUUGGCGGAAUCGAAGAAAUCUACUAUGAUAUGCUACGCGAUACUUUUGAUAUUAAUUUAAACCCGAUGCCGGGAUUAUUAUGCGUUUCUACAUACACAAUAUGCGAUGCAUGCAUAGAAAAGUUAAGAGAUGCUACCAACUUUAAGAAACAAGUACUUUUCUAUGAGGAUAAAUUCAAGGAAAUGAUUAGCAAAAAUUUAAUCAGAGGAGCUGAAUCAGACGACGUUUUAGAAAUUAAACAAGAAGAAACUGAUGAAGUUUUCAGCAGGAUACCUGGUAACAGAGUCAAGGUCAAGAAGCGGAGUGUGAGCACCACAUUGAGCGAUCACAACGAUGAUGUUGACUGGCAUUGCGAUGAUGAAUUACUCGAUGAAGAUCAUAAAGGACAAUCCGAAGUGCCAAAGAAGAAAUCUAAACGUGCUCAAAGCAAAACAAAGGGCAGGUCGAAAAAGGACUUGAACAAAAAGAAGAAGAUUAAAAUGGAAUCGAGCGCAGAGAACAAGGAUAAUGCUGAAGGGCACAACGAGAUCCCGCGCUAUUACACGAUCGUGCGAAACGAUUAUACCUGCAACGUUUGCCACAGAACGUACGCGUCCCAACCGCUGGUGUCACAGCACUAUCGAUUCGUCCAUUUAAAACGUAGACCGAAGAACCGAAAGUGCCCGCAUUGCGACCAAAGAAUCCCGGGUCACUUGAGGGCGUAUCACUUGGCCGACGCUCACGGCAUACCCGCCCCAACCUGCGGCAUAUGCGGGAAACGCUACCGGUACAAUUGUCAUUUGGUGCAGCACCAAAAGAAGGUGCAUAUGGGCGAGAAAAGUGCCGUAUGCGGGGUCUGCGACAAGGGAUUCUUCAAUGACGUCAGCUUGAAGCUGCACAUGAUGACGCAUUCUGACGAGAGGAAGCACGAGUGCGGGCAUUGCGGCCGCCGAUUCCGUUGGGAGAGCAAUCUGAAAGAUCACGUUAAAAUUCACACGGGUGACAAGAGUCACGUCUGUCGGAUCUGCGAGAAGGGCUUCAUUCAGAAGUCGACUUUGAAACAGCAUCUGACCAGGGUACAUAAUGAGAUUGGUGCUGUGUGGACAGCGACGAAGGCGAUCGACGAUUAUUACACUAGAGAAAUAGCCGAUGACGCGAUGAGGUACACUUGCAAAACGUGCGGGCGAUCAUUCAAGAAUAUCCCCUGCAUCAGGCAGCAUUACACGCACGUACACCUGAAGAUGCGUCCGAAAUUACGCGGGUGCUACCUCUGUGCGGUUAAAGUUGCGUCCCAUAUGCGGGCCGCACAUAUGGAGCAGGCUCACGGCGUUCCGGCCCCGACCUGCGGAGUGUGCGGCAAGAAAUUCCCGUACCAGAGCAAGAUGCUGAAGCACCAGAAGAACGUUCACAUGGGCGAGAAGUCAAUCGCGUGCAGCGUUUGCGAUAUGAAGUUCUUCUCGCGAACGAAUUUGGCCCAGCACUCGAUAAAGCAUUCCGCGGAGAGGAUUCAUAAGUGCGAUUUUUGCGGGAAAGGUUUUAAGUGGCGCAAGAAUUUGAGGACCCACGUCAGGAUGCACUUGAAUGACAGGAGGUACGCGUGCUCGGUCUGCGACGAGGCCUUCGUCCAGCAGACCAGCUUGAAGUAUCACAUGAUGAAGAAACAUCCUGCCGUAGUUUGAAUUUUUAUGGUGUUUAAGAAUGGAAACGGAUUUUUUUAACAAUAAAUGAUUGUUUUUUUA
Messenger RNA from Bombyx mori (domestic silkworm), 1942 nucleotides. RefSeq names its product zinc finger protein 497. The record is from RefSeq and is a predicted model, not a curated record. Gene Ontology annotation, cellular component: nucleus. Bases 134 to 1882 code for a protein of 582 amino acids. Gene Ontology annotation, molecular function: sequence-specific DNA binding; zinc ion binding; DNA-binding transcription factor activity, RNA polymerase II-specific. NCBI's taxonomy places the organism in Eukaryota, Metazoa, Arthropoda, Insecta, Lepidoptera, Bombycidae. The transcript is spliced from 7 exons. Gene Ontology annotation, biological process: regulation of transcription by RNA polymerase II.